Molecule: messenger RNA, 2331 nt
Organism: Xyrichtys novacula (pearly razorfish)
Lineage: Eukaryota; Metazoa; Chordata; Actinopteri; Labriformes; Labridae
Source: the annotation of a GenBank genome assembly
AUGAGACUGCUUGCUCUGUUGCUGAUGGUGGGAGCUGCUGGUAAAGACACAAAUACACAUUCACACUCAGAUAUUUACAUACGACACACACCCGGCAACUUAUGUGUGCUGUAAUGUGAAACGAAAUCCAAGGAUAGUUGUGGUGAAGAACCAAAUCCUUCUCUUUUUCCAUGUGUUCGUGUGCAGUGGCAGUUCCCCGUGAAGAUGGCAGGAUCAUUGGCGGACAGGAGUGUGAACCCCACUCCCGCCCUUACAUGGCCUCCCUCAACUAUGGUUACCACUUCUGUGGUGGGGUGCUCAUCAACGAGCAGUGGGUGAUGUCUGUUGCCCACUGCUGGUACAAGUGAGUAUGCACCGAGUGAGAAAAUACGCAUUCAAAUUUUGUGUAGUCAUUAGCUUGUCCUGUUGCUAUUUUACCCCCUACAUGUCUGGGUUCAUUUGUAUGCAUUAGACUUCCCUCAGAGAGGAAAAUAAAUACAUUAAGAAUCUGGUUGUGAGACUAAACAUUUUCCAAAUGUGUGGAGGACUUGUAUUUAAAUUGAAAAUAAAAGUUUCGCAGUCUUUGCAAAAUAUAGAAACAUGAGAGCGAGACCAGAAGAAAUAAACAUACUGAAAGUGUUUUCACCUUCCAAAGUUUUGAAGUGUAUUUCACACUUGUUCUCAGUCCCUAUGCCAUGCAGAUCAUUCUGGGAGAUCAUGAUGUGCGCACAUUUGAGGGCACUGAGCAGCUCAUGAAGACCGACACAAUCAUCUGGCACCCUAGGUGAGUGAAGGAAUGAACCAUCCUGUGUGAGAAUACUUUUACAUUCCUCAUGUUUUAUUAAUUCACACAUUUAGCAUAGCAGUAAAAUCAGCUGAACUUCGACUUCUAUCUCUUCUGUGUGCAGUUACGACUACCAGACUCUGGAUUACGACAUCAUGCUGAUUAAGCUCUUCCAUCCCGUGACCGUGAACGAUGCAGUCGCACCCAUCCCACUGCCCACCGGCUGCCCAAUUGGUGGACUCCCCUGCUCCGUAUCUGGCUGGGGAAGAACAUCCACUGAUGAAGGGGGUGGGUUGAUACUAGAGUUUUUUUUAUUAUUUCUGUUGUUGCUUCAUUGAUGUUCACUUCAGAGAUGGCUGCUUGGAGACGGGUUUGAUGGGGAAGGUGAUAGGAGCGUUUUUUACUGCCUGCCUCUGCGUCUUCUUUACUUGAUCUUCAACCUGGCCUGAAAUGCAUCAAGACCAUAACAGAAAAAGAAAAAAAAACAUGAAUGUAGUUUCAGUGACGUUGCCCAUUAGUUUCUGGAGAGGGGUUUUUAAAGCUAAAAGAUGGCUGAGCUGGGCCUAAAUCCUCCUGGCAAACAGAUAUAUUGUACCUUCCUAUUGGUCAGGCCAUGCUAUGAGCUCAAACUGAGACUAAAGUUGCUCGGCAAUGCUUGUAAAUGUUUGAUACUAAAUAGAGUGGUGAUGUGGAAGGCAAAAAUUUGUAAGCUGCUUGCAUGGUCAUGGCCUAACGGCAGAUAUAGCAUUUUUUUCCUCUUGUUUUCAAAACAGUAAGACAAUAUAGAGCUACCAAAACACUAGAUGUCAUAUCUGGCUGUAAUUAAAUCCUGUAGCAGACUCCCAUAUCAAGUCCAAACUAAUAUAAUUAGUUACGCUUAUAUGCUUUUUUUUUUUGCAGUCCAAGAAAGUACCUAACAGAGGGCUUCCACUACAUAAUUGGGAUGAUUAUGUGUUUUUGAAGGUUUUAGAUUUAAAUACUUUAUUGUCAGUAGGCACGGGGCUUGGGCUGACAGCUGCAAACAGGCUGGAGAAAUGUAUAAACAAAUAAUUUUUUUGUAGACAGCAGCAUAAAUUGGGAAUACAACCAGCCUCGCUCUGUAAAAUCAUUUUUCUAGGCUCUAUAGAUUUCUCAUAUGUUUCAAUCUCUUCUCUGUCUGGUACAGCGAUCUCGCCCACCCAUCUGCAGUGUUUGGACGUGCCCGCGGUGGCUGACGAAGACUGUGAGAACGCCUAUCCUAAUAUGAUCACACGCAGGAUGUUCUGUGCUGGGUACAUGGACGGAGGCAGAGAUGCAUGCAAUGUGAGUUUUACAUAGUAAAUGGCUCCACAGACAAAUCGAAUUCAGCGCCCUGUAUUUGUAGAGAAAGACAUCGCUGUUAACCCGCUCGCACCUCCUCUCUCUGUGUUUGUCAGGGCGACUCCGGCAGCCCUCUGGUGUGUGUUGGAGAAGUCCACGGCCUGGUGUCAUGGGGUCAGGGAUGUGCCCUGCCUAACUACCCUGGAGUCUAUGUCAAAGUGUGCGAGUUCUUGUACUGGAUUGAGGACGUCCUGGCAGCCAACUCCUAA